Messenger RNA from Podarcis raffonei (Aeolian wall lizard), 2043 nucleotides. It is a transcript of the gene TBCEL, whose product is annotated as tubulin folding cofactor E like. Gene Ontology annotation, molecular function: alpha-tubulin binding. The record is from RefSeq and is a predicted model, not a curated record. The transcript is spliced from 9 exons. Lineage: Eukaryota; Metazoa; Chordata; Lepidosauria; Squamata; Lacertidae. Bases 553 to 1827 code for a protein of 424 amino acids. Gene Ontology annotation, biological process: protein folding.
GGGGGGGUGUUGGAGAAUGUCACCCCCACCCCUACCAGCUUCCCGUCAGGGCAGGCAGGAAGGCCCGACACGGAGAGGCAGGGGUUAAAAACCUGAAUGGAAGAGGUGCUGAGGUGCGAGGAGCCUCCAUGUUCAGAGGCAGUCUACCUCUAAGCAUUGUGGGGUGGGGGGGGGCGGUCACCUUUGUCCCUUGCUUUGGAGUCCCUCCUCCCCCGGGGCAUUUGGCGUGCCAACUGUUGUUAAGCAGCCGGGGGGGGGGUUGCGUGUUGCCUGAUAUAAAUAAUUAGAAAUAGUUAGAGGUAAUCUUCCUCUGAAGUACUUAGAUAUAGGAGUCAAACGAGAAGCGUGAGGGUGGCGGUGCUGCCUUCCUGGAAUGAUCAGGCUGGUUGGAACAAAACGCUGGAACAACAUACAGUAUUUAAUGAAAUACAUGGACAUGUGAUGUUUCUCCUCUGAAAACAUGGAGUGGGUUCUCCUGAAUGCCAUCUGCUGAGAGUUGCAUCUGUUAAUUUAGGGAGAGCUGAUGCUGAGACCGAGUUUCAGGAAGGGACCAUGGAUCUGCCCAGUGGGAGAAGUUUCAUGCAAGUUCUCUGUGAGAAAUACAGCCCCGAAAAUUUCCCGUACCGUCGUGGUCCUGGAAUGGGCGUUCAUGUCCCAGCUACACCUCAGGGCUCACCUAUGAAAGAUCGUCUCAACCUCCCAAGUGUGCUGGUGUUGAACAGCUGUGGAAUAACCUGUGCAGGGGAUGAGAAUGAGAUCGCUGCCUUCUGUGCUCAUGUGUCCGAACUGGAUCUGUCUGACAAUAAACUAGAAGACUGGCAUGAGGUCAGUAAAAUUGUGUCAAAUGUCCCCCACCUGGAGUUUCUGAACCUGAGCUCCAACCCUCUGAAUCUGUCGGUCUUAGAGAGGACGUGUGCUGGGUCUUUUGCCGGCAUUCGGAAACUUGUGCUCAACAACAGCAAAGCAUCCUGGGAAACGGUCCAUACAAUACUGCAAGAAUUGCCAGACUUGGAGGAACUCUUCCUGUGCCUUAACGACUAUAAAACAGUGUCUUGUUCUCCAGUUUGUUGCCACUCUCUCAAGCUGCUCCACAUAACUGACAAUAAUCUCAAAGACUGGACUGAAAUCCGAAAGUUGGGGAUAAUGUUUCCAUCACUGGACACGCUGGUUCUGGCCAAUAACUACCUGACAGCCAUUGAAGACUCAGAAGAUUCUCUGGCAAGGCUGUUUCCACACUUGCGAUCCAUCAGUCUGCACAAGUCAGGUCUGCAAUGCUGGGGAGACAUCGACAAACUCAAUUCUUUCCCCAAGCUCGAGGAAGUGAGGUUACUGGGCAUUCCUCUCCUUCAGCCAUACACCAACGAGGAGCGCAGGAAGCUGGUAAUAGCCAGGUUACCAUCUAUCAAUAAGCUGAAUGGGAGUGUCAUUUUGGAAGGAGAGCGAGAGGACUCUGAGAGGUUUUUUAUUCGUUACUACAUGGACUUUCCACAAGAGGAAGCCCCUUUCAGGUAUCACGAGCUAGUGACGAAAUACGGUAAGUUGGAAAAGCUGGCGGUGGUGGACUUGCGGCCCCAGAGCAGCGCCAAAGUCGAGGUUCACUUCAGAGACCAGGUGGAGGAGAUGACCAUACGCCUGGACCAGACGGUAGCAGAACUAAAGAAACAAUUGAAAGCGUUGGUCCAGCUCCCGACCAGCAACAUGCAUGUCACUUACUUUGACCACGAAGCUCCUUUCGGCCCCGAAGAGAUGAAGUACAACUCGCGGGCUCUGCACUCUUACGGCAUUCGGGAUGGAGAUAAAAUCUAUGUGGACUCCAAAGCCAAAUAGCCCGCCCCCAUCUCCAGGGGGUUCACGGCCACCUCAUGUACGCAAAUUGAGGACUUUCUGGAAGUGGGGGGAUUCGUUUUGGUUUGUCGUUUGAGGUUUGGUUUUCUAUACGUACCAGGUAGCUUCUCCAGCAGGCCCAGAUCCGUGAGAGGUGCGCUGCGACCCAGUGCAGAUUGCGGUGGCGGCGAAUUGUUAAGAGGAGGUGACUGACUUCAA